Hemicordylus capensis (graceful crag lizard) is the source of this 2076-nucleotide messenger RNA. It is a transcript of the gene GAPDHS, whose product is annotated as glyceraldehyde-3-phosphate dehydrogenase, spermatogenic. Bases 472 to 1722 code for a protein of 416 amino acids. The transcript has 13 exons. Lineage: Eukaryota; Metazoa; Chordata; Lepidosauria; Squamata; Cordylidae. The record is from RefSeq and is a predicted model, not a curated record. Gene Ontology annotation, biological process: glucose metabolic process. Gene Ontology annotation, molecular function: NADP binding; oxidoreductase activity, acting on the aldehyde or oxo group of donors, NAD or NADP as acceptor; NAD binding.
CCCCGGGAGACAGUUUGUUGUGCGCACACGCGUCGCGGCUUGUCUGGGGCGCGCGCCGCGCGCCGAUGCCCGCUGUUAUCUCUAGAACGCGCGCUGGGAGAGAGACAGGCGGGGGCGUGUCCGUUCCGGAGCGGUGUGGGGGGUUGAUUGGGCGUUGCCAGGCAGCGGGACGAGGGGAGGGGCAGCGGGGUAUAUAAGCCGCAGCCCAGCCGUUGCUCGGCUUGUUCGACGCCAUCCAGUCGCUGCCGGUCUGGAUAGACUCGUAGCAUAUAUAAGCCCAGCUUUUUCUGUUGCCCUCUUCCUUUGUGAGAGAGGGCUAGCUGAAGACGACAACUUGGAGAUUCCUACAGAUAAACUUGCAUACAUCCAAAAUAAGAGUAAAUCUCAGCUGUAACAGUACCUUGCUCUGCCCUGCAGCUAUCAGUUUCAGUAUUUCUAGGUAGAGAAGCGGUAGAUAGGUCAGCCAGCAAAAUGAGUCACUGCAAUAGCUCAACAUCAUUGGAGCCUGGUAGUACGCAAGUUAGUGUCAAGGUUUUCAGGCUUGAGAUCAGUGAAGGGUCUCCCCCAAAGAUCUCUCCUGAGCCAGUAGUACCUGACGCCAAAACACCAACACCAGAGCCAGGAACACCAGAGCCAGAGCCGGAACCAGAGCCAGACGCGCCACCACCACCACCACCGCCUCCUCCACCUCCUCCACCUCCAAAGCGUAUGGCUGAAUUAGCUGUUGGAAUCAAUGGAUUUGGCCGUAUUGGGCGCUUGGUCCUCCGAGCCUGUGUGGAAAAGGGGGUCAAAGUUGUGGCUGUCAAUGACCCUUUCAUUGACCUCAACUACAUGGUCUACAUGUUCAAGUAUGAUUCUACCCAUGGGCGCUUCAAGGGAGAGGUGAAAGCCGAAGGUGGCAAGCUAGUAGUGAAUGACAUGAAAAUCUCUGUAUUCCAGCACAUGAAACCAAAUGAGAUCCCUUGGGGUGAGGCAGGAGCUAUGUAUGUGGUUGAAUCAACUGGAGUCUUCCUCAGUGUUGACAAAGCAUCGGCUCAUCUCCAUGGGGGAGCCAGGCGAGUGGUGGUGACCGCCCCAUCCCCUGAUGCUCCUAUGUUUGUUAUGGGAGUCAAUCAUGAGAAAUAUGACCCGUCUAGCAUGAAUAUUGUGAGCAAUGCUUCCUGUACCACCAACUGCCUGGCACCUUUAGCCAAGGUCAUCCAUGACAACUUUGGCAUUGUGGAGGGCCUUAUGACCACAGUUCAUGCUUAUACUGCCACUCAGAAGACUGUGGAUGGUCCCUCUGCCAAGGCUUGGCGUGAUGGGAGGGGUGCCCACCAGAAUAUCAUUCCAGCUUCUACUGGUGCUGCCAAAGCUGUGGGCAAAGUUAUCCCUGAACUCAAUGGGAAGCUCACUGGCAUGGCCUUCCGUGUGCCGGUGUGCGAUGUCUCCGUUGUUGACCUGACCUGCCGCCUUCAGAGGCCAGCCACCUAUGCUCAGAUCAAAGAUGCUGUCAAGAAGGCAUCUAAAGGACCAAUGGCUGGGAUCCUGGGAUACACCGAAGAUGAGGUUGUGUCUACUGAUUUCAUUGGUGACCAUCGCUCCUCUAUCUUUGAUGCCGGAGCAGGGAUUGCUCUCAAUGAUAACUUUGUGAAGCUGAUCUCCUGGUAUGAUAACGAAUAUGGCUACAGCUGCCGCGUAGCUGACCUUCUGAAGCACAUGUUCACCAAGGAGAAUAAAUGAGCACUGCCCGCACUCGACAUUCCAGGCUGUCCAUCAGAGUGGCCUCACCCCUUCUUUAGUCAAUAGGUUUGAUCUCCUGGCCAGUUCUUUGCUUCAACCACAGAACCCUGAACACUGCACCUUUGUGUUUCACUGUAAAGCUUUGUGUAUGUGUGUGUGUAUGUGAGUGCGAGUCCUGCUUUCCACAGCAGCUUGUAUGAGCUUAAAAAUUGUAGUGAAGACAGAUUGCACCAAAAUCCCCCUGGAGAAAGAGGAGUCCAGUACCUGGGGUUAAGCAUUGGUUUUUGUGGCUGUAGUUACUUGAGAUCUUGUAAAUGUUGAAAUAAAACCACUGAAGUUAUGUGAACCUGGAAA